CACAACAUCUUCCAAGGGCUUUAACUUAGUCUGCAGGCUGGGUUCGGUGGAGUCGCUGGAGCUGCAGGUAGAGUGUCUGCAGGAAUAAUCCUGGAACAGAAUUCUCUCUCGUAAGCAGAUAACCAAACAGGAAGCGAUGGGGGUUGAGAAAAUGGAAAUGGACAACAUAGACUCUACAUUAAUGGAGAAGGGAAGGAAACCACCUGCUUCUAAACCUCCAAACAAAUAUGAGAAGCUGUUUCAGCCCUGCCUGGCUGAAAUAGUGGGGACCAUGUUCUUUGUUUUCAUCGGCUGUGUGUCGGUAAUCGAGAAUGUGCCUUCAGCUGGACGGCUGCAGCCAGCACUGGUACACGGACUGGCAGUAGCAGUGAUGGUAGCUGCCAUGGAUAAGAUGGGUGUAUCACAGAUGAUGACCCCUGCAGAGCGCUACUGGAACUCAACAGGAGCUGCAUUUGAUAUCCUAAAGGCAGAUAGUCAGCUGUCAGGGGCCAUCUUUGGGGAGGUGGCCAUGACCUGCUUGGUCACCAUGGUGGUGCUGCUGGUGGCGGUCAACAGCAAGACCAAAACCCCGUUGGCUCCUUUCCUUGUGGGCUGCACCGUCAUCAUCAACAUACUGGCAGGCGGUGACGUAUCAGGAACGUGUCUGAACCCUGCCCGAGCUUUCGGUCCGGCUGUAAUGGCUAACUACUGGACCUACCACUGGGUCUACUGGGUGGGACCUUUAGGUGGGGGUCUGUUGGCCGCUGCUUUGCUCAGGCUCAUUCUCGGUGAUGAAGAGUUACGACUCGUUAUGAAGACAUAACAGCGUCAGUAUUGAGUUUUUUUUAUUACCCUGGAUGCGUCAAAAACACUGUAAACUAUCUAUGUUACAAAAGUGAAUGCAGUUGAUGUGUAGCCUAUGACGUCAUCACUCUGAUGAUUUUUUUUUCUUAAAUGUGAACUUGCUGUUCGUUAUAAAAUAAAGAUGUUGACAUAUCAAAGGUCGCUUUAUUCGUGCCAUAGCCGUUUUAAAUAAAAAUAAAAAGAAAUGGAUAGACUUGAUAUUGUUAUUGUCUCAUGUUGCGCCCAUGAACAGAGGACUCUGUCUUCCGUUUGGGCAACUUUAUUCUUCCCGGUGCUGUAGCCUGUUUCUUUAUGAUUAUCUUUCUCAAGAAGCAUCGGGUCCUCGCAACAAAAACGGCAUACAUGCGCAUUCAUCUCUAGACCACGACACAAAAGACUGUUUACGUCACCUCUGCACGCAGGCCGAUGAUAGCCUGAUAUCAAAUGUAAAUUUAAAAAAAGUUAAUAACUUUUUAAUUUCGGUACAAACUAACGUGAAAUUAAAGUAUGUUUUUUACUUAACAAAGCAAACCAAUAUGAAAUAACAGUUUAUCUUUUCUAACUUAUUGUGUAGUAUGCUUUCUUCUGUCUAAUUGAAUUUAAUAACCUACAAAUACCAUUUUUUUCUGAGACACAAAAGAGAGUAGACAGUAUCUGUUUUGGCGACGUGCAGUCGAUUUUUUUAUUUCAUUUUUCAACGAAAUCGAAAAUGGCCACAUGUGGCAUAUCGCAUCCUGCUCUGCUGGCAGCUCAGCGGUAUCUCUCGGAGAGAGCCAGAGACAGGUUGGCCAGGAAUUUAUCCAGGCACACGUGGGCCUCGGGGGUAAGAUCCUGGGGGUACAACGUGGCGAUCACCACGAGAAUGCAGUGGGACAGGAGCUGCAAAAUAAAAGAGGAAACACCUUGAGCAAACCUUCAAAAAAAACCUGUAUCAAAUCAAUAUGAAUUUAGAUUUUAUAUCAGAGUUUACUUGUAAAGUUGAUUGCAAACUUUGUGUCCCUAAUUUGUUCGUACAAUCAGAUCUACUCGUUCAUACCAGUAAAUCCCGUUUUUUUUUUUUUUUGCUUUUCUUUGAACGUAACCAAUAGACCUGAAUCUGAGUCAGCAUAUUUAUUCUAAUCAGGAUGUGAGUAUGAAGACAAUGAGAUGUCUCACCCUGAAGUUGGCCGGGUCCACUCUCAGCUGGAAGGCGUGCUGCUCGCUCAGUUCCAGCAGCCCCUUGGUGAGGUCGUCGAUCUUGGACACUGCCAGAGCGACUCCACCCAUCACCUUCUUUCCGUGGGCCUUCACGGAGGCGGAGUUGACACCCAAGUCUGUCCAGUGGGAGAAGUAGAUCUUGGACUGGGGAUACGUGGUGAACAGCCUGUAAGGAGGGGCAGAAGAUUAAAAAAAAACA
This is a messenger RNA of Labrus mixtus (cuckoo wrasse), 2218 nucleotides long. RefSeq names its product aquaporin 8a, tandem duplicate 2 (gene aqp8a.2). Gene Ontology annotation, molecular function: water channel activity. Gene Ontology annotation, cellular component: plasma membrane. NCBI's taxonomy places the organism in Eukaryota, Metazoa, Chordata, Actinopteri, Labriformes, Labridae. Gene Ontology annotation, biological process: transmembrane transport; water transport. The transcript has 4 exons. The coding region runs from base 137 to 802 and encodes 221 amino acids. The record is from RefSeq and is a predicted model, not a curated record.